Molecule: messenger RNA, 3001 nt
Organism: Effrenium voratum
Lineage: Eukaryota; Dinophyceae; Suessiales; Symbiodiniaceae
Source: the annotation of a GenBank genome assembly
CACGAUUUUAGAGAUCCAGACUGACAUGUGCCUGAUAGAAACAGCGCGGCUGACAGGCAACCAAGGUGCUGUAGCGGCUUCUCCCAGGUUAUGGAUCUCGAGGUCGAACCCGAGGAGGUGAGCCAGGAGCAGGACGAUGAGCAGCAGCCGUCCUAUGACGAUUACUACCGCAAGCUGGAAAAGUAUCUGCAGGUUGUGGUGGCGAACUUGCCGCCCGCCGUCCCACCGCCGCCUAUCCACGAACACUUGGCGGCCCAGACAUUGGAAUCGAGCAAGCUGUUGCUGCAGCCGCCGCCGAACCUGUUCAAGUCCACCUUCGAGGCGGCGCAUCGGCAGUCCACCGGGGAGCUGUGGCUGCAGAGGCACAUCGCAGCCUUCGAUGCAGGGAACCGCCGGAAGCGCAAGGAGGUCUUGGAAGAGUUCCUGGAGUAUGUGAAGCAAAGCACGCUUACUGGCAUGGAGGAGCUCUUCUCUAAAGAGGCGCACCUCUUCUUGGCGCGGCUCACCAGUUGGUUCUCCAUCACCUUGCCUUUGCUCUACGAGCUUCCCUUGCAGCUGAAGGUCUUCCUGGUUUUCCUGGAGUUCCGGGAGCAGUCAAUCGUCCGGGCCUUCUUCGAGUCUGGCGCCGUGGUGGCGCUCAUGAACACCUUGGGCACUGACUUCGACGCCCCGGACGAGGUCCGGUGCCUGGCUGUCCUGGUGCUGCACCGAUUGGCCAUAGGCGGCCGUGCUCACAAAGAGGUGCUUUGCUCAAAGGGCUUGGUGCCUGCCUUGGUAGAAUGCGUGCUGGACGGCCUCAUGUGGGAGACCAUCAAAUGCUCGGGGGACUUGUUGUGCGAGCUCUUCCGGUCCAACCCCGUGCACCAGGCGGCGGUGGCGGAGGCGCUGCUGGCGCUGCUGGGCCCCCGGCCGCCCCUGGCGCAGCGCACGGCGCUCAAGGCCUUGGCGCAGCUCACCGCCGAGGGCUACGCGCGACCUGAUUGGCCCACCCAGCUGUUGCCCCGCCUGCUGCUACUCAUGGAUGGCGCCGACCUGCGUGUCAGUGCCGACAGUUAUUGCCUCGUCUGUGGUGUGGUGCGCGCCUUCAACUGCGACACCAUGCUCUGGGACUUUGCCCGCGACCAGCUGCGGCAAUGGCAGGACACAGACACCUGGCUGGAGCUCGAGGUAGCCGCCUCCAACGCCGACGCUGUGGCUGCCGAGAACGGGGACGAGCCUGCGAGGCUGAAGCGGCAGACAGACGCGCAGAUCGCUCGGCUUCGGGGCAAAGGCGACUACACCGAGUCUUGCCGUGGCGAGGCAGUGCAUGUGCUCAAGCUUGGACUGGUGAUGUUCCUCACCAAGCGCAGUAAGGACUUGUGCCGGGAGCUGGUGAACAAGGGCCUUACAGAGGCUCUUCUCAUGUGCCUCCUUGACGUGUCCAAGCCGAUCAGACAGGCAGCCGCCAUCACGGAGGUCCACGCCCUGCAGCUGCUGUCCCCUAAAGCGCGGGAGAUCGUGGCCUCGAUCCUGGUGAAGCGGGAGAUGCGGCGGGCGCUCACCGCGGAGCAGUUCUCCGCCGCCGGGCGGCCCGAGGACUUUGCGCGGGCGCGGCUGCGGCUGCGCCAGCUCCGCCGAGGUGUUCUUGGCAAUGUCGGCACCAACUCCGCAGAUGAGCACGAUCUUCAUCAGCGGAUCCUGGAGCACCGCAUGGCGGACCUCCUCGGGCCGGAGGCGACUUCGGCGGCCUUCCUCACCGAGGGCCCGCAGGCCGAGGAAGCCGAGGACACGGAGGAGGUGUCGCGCUCGGAUGGCUACGGGGUGCACCGCGUGCCAGUGGGCUCCGCGACUGGCGUCGUCUCCGAAUCUGCCGUGGCGCGGGGGUACGACCUGGAGCAUACCGCCCAGGAUGCCAUCCAAGAGCCAGCCGUCUUAGCGGCGCUGCGGAACGUGCUCUCGGAACCCUUGACCCUGGAGUCGGCCAAGCAGAGCGCCUUGCUCCAGGAAGUGGAGAGCCUUUGCCUCAGCGCCAGGCGAGCCCCGCAGAUCCAGGCGCAGGUGUCGGCCACAGCGCAGCGGCAGCGGCGACUCUCUGUGCUGAAGGCCUCACACCAUGCCUCAGCCCAACACCGGCGCGCUCUAGCACUGCGACUGGCCGGGCCGAAGGCCAGGGCCUUCCCGGACUUUGCGGAUGGAGCCUCGGAGACCUCGGAGGCCACGAGCCUGGUGUGCGUGGCCGAGGCCAAGGACACCAAUGCCAUGGCACGGGCCGCGCAGAAUGUGGGCUGGGAGCGUGCGUCCUCCAAGACGCGCAAGGCCAAGGCAGGCCUGGAGCUGUCCAUGGCUGACACCUCCAUCGGCCCGGACGCCUCUCAGGAGUUCUCCGGCGAGAUCUCCCAAGAGCUCUUGUCGUCUCAUCUGGACUCCAUGGCGGUCCGGGCCUCCGAGACAACAGGCCACAACAACUCCAUGAUGUCGGCCAGCAGCAUGAUCGAGGACAGCCACGCGCCUGCAGCUGGCGAAACUCUGGCGGAGAUAGAGGAGGAGGAGGAGGCGCGGCCCAAGCUGCUGCAGACGGCGGGCCUCGCGGCCUUGGUGGCGCUGCCGGAAGGUCGCGGGAGCUUUGGGAAGAAGCUACUUUGCGUGGCGGCGCCUCCCUACCACAACUGCGUGGCCUUUGCGAAUGAGAUCAGGGACGAACGCUCGGCUGACCCCCCACGAUCGCGGCAGCUACUGGAUAGGAUCAGCUUUCUGAGGCGGGGAAGUUCCCAAGACGAUGGCUGCGCCAUGACAAGGUGCCUACGCCCCGGCGCAACACGGCACUGGAUGCCCUGCCUCCGUUGCCGGUGUCUGCCCGAGAGAAGCUGCGCCCAAGCUACGUUGACAAGCGCGGUGGCUUGCCCGCCCAGCCGCUGAACUUGAUGGAGUAUUUCCCCGCCAGCAAGCGCCGCAUCGAUGGCAGCCUCUGAGCUGAGCGGGAGCAAGCGCUCUGAGCCCGAGCCACACCUGUCGAAAGGGGCGC